AUGAUUCGUGAAGUUAUAAAUGGAUUGAUGAUUAUUGGAAUGGUAUCUGCCAGUUGUUUCGUUUGUUCAUCUCCAAAUAUUGAAAAUCACUAUGGAUCGUUUUUCGAAAAUCCCCGAGAAAUCCAACAUUCGUAUAUUGGUCGUGUCAUUGACUGUGAAAAGAACGAAUUCAAAACUCAGGAUUGCUCAGGACCUUGUUUCUCUUUGAAUGUUUCCAGUUCAACAAUCGACUCAGAUUUUGGAACUUCAUAUGGAUGUUCUACAGGAAUCAUUCCUGACGACGUGGAUACCGAUGAGAAUUGCUCAACAAAAACCAUCUCGAUCAGGACCUCCCCAGUGUACUCUGUCACGGCAACAUUCUGUUUGUGCUCUGAAAACAACUGUAAUCCGCCGAUUCAUCCGAUGAUAAAAAGCAGAUCGAAACCGUUGAAAAGUGUUGCGGGGAAAACUGUCUAUGCUGCGAAUCAGGAAGAAUUGAGCAACGGAUAUUACACAGUUUUAAAGUUGUCUGUAAUAGUUAUUUUUACUUUAAUUCUAGCGCUGAAAUGA
This is a messenger RNA of Caenorhabditis briggsae, 549 nucleotides long. RefSeq names its product Protein CBR-HOT-7 (gene Cbr-hot-7). The record is from RefSeq and is a predicted model, not a curated record. Lineage: Eukaryota; Metazoa; Nematoda; Chromadorea; Rhabditida; Rhabditidae. The transcript is spliced from 4 exons. The coding region runs from base 1 to 549 and encodes 182 amino acids.